Molecule: messenger RNA, 3261 nt
Organism: Symbiodinium natans
Lineage: Eukaryota; Dinophyceae; Suessiales; Symbiodiniaceae
Source: the annotation of a GenBank genome assembly
AUGGCUGGAGAAGAGGAUGAUGCUCUGGGAUUCUUUCCCGUUCAGGAGGAGAAACAGGGCUCACCGAAACAGGAGGAUGAGCAGCAGGACGGGCAAGAUCUCCAAGACUUCCUGCGGCAGCUCAGCCAAAGGCCGGCGACCAGCCGCAGCUUCUCGACGCUGCUUUCGGCGCCACCUGCCCGACUGGAAUGGGACUUCAGCGUCAUGGCCAACCGAAAGCAGAUCUUGAGCCGCAUGGCGGGGAGAGCUCGCCCCGGUGAGGUGUGCUGCAUCCUGGGUGGGUCUGGUGCAGGAAAAUCCACGUUGCUCAACGUCUUGGCCGGAAGGCAGCUGACGAACCGGGUCUUCCGCAUCGAGGGUGAGCUCCGCGUCAAUGGGCGAAACGUGGAACCAUGGCGACUGCGACCUCGCGUGGCGUAUGUCAUGCAAAAGGAUGAGUUCUUUGCGACGGAGACGCCCCGUGAGGCCAUCCUGUUUUCAGCUCGCCUCAGACUUUCUGCAAACCAUCUAGCAGAGCUGGAGGACAAAGGUAUCCACAGCUACAUCUCCCAACUGCUGGAGUCGCUGGGCCUCUCUGGCUGCUGCGAUAGGCGCAUCGGAGGUGCCAGCCUGAAUGGCAUCAGCAACGGCGAGCGGAAGCGGGUUAGUAUUGGAGUCGAACUCAUCACUCGGCCUUCCAUUGUUUUCUUAGACGAGCCGACGACUGGUUUGGACUCCUUCAGUGCGUGGCAGGUUAUGCGAAUCGUCAAGGAUCUUGCCCUGAGCGGUUGCACCGUGAUCUGCACCAUCCACCAGCCGUCCUCGGAGAUCUUUGCUAUGGUGGACAGAGUGAUCUGCCUUUGCCAUCAGCGGGCCAUCUUCCAGGGGCCGGCCGUGGACCUCCCAAAGUGGCUGGAGGAGUCGGGUCGACAUGUGCCUCGCGACUACAACCCAGCAGACUACGUCAUGUUCCUGAUGGAGACUCUGCCUAAACGGGAUGUGGAGCUUCUCUGUGACAAGGGCAAGCUGAGUCGGGAAAGCAGCUUCCGGCCCAGUGCGGAAGGCGGCGCUGCCCCGCACAGGCCGCUCGAUCCAUCAAAGAUGCGCAAGGGCUUCGGCCUUCAGGUAUGGUGCCUGACGCAGCGGGAAUGGCGCAACCUCAGGCGCGACAGCGCGUCGCUGAAGCUGCGGUUCGUUCUCACCGCCUUCCUGUCCAUCCUUUUUUCGCUGGUGUUUUUCAAUGUGGGGGAGCAUCCGGUCUUGGCAACCCUUCGCCGUAAAUCAGGUGGCCUCCUCCAGGUUGCCUUGGCCCACCCUCGGCUGCAGCGCGUCAGGCGCGUCUGCAUGCGGGCCUUCUGCCCAGACGUGCCCAUACUGCGGCAGCAGCUGCAGCGCGAGGUGGAGUACCACUACAAGGCCGUGGUGCAGGUGGGUUUUACAGCAAUGUUCAGUGCCUCGCAGCCCACGAUUCUCAGCUUUCCGCUGGAACGGUCGGUUUUCCUGCGAGAGUACUCCUCGAAUAUGUACGGCACGCUGGCAUACUUCUUGUCCAAGAUGCUUGUUGAGGUCCCCCUGGGAGCAGUCCAGGCUUUCUUGGCGCUGACCCUUUCGCAUCGCUGCAUGAGGUUCCAGGGAGACUUCUGGGAGAUGUGGGCGACGGUCUGCCUCCUCAAUGCGUGCGCCGUGUCCUUCUCGUUGCUCAUCGGCUGUAUCGUGCGCUUUCCCCGGGAGAGUGGUGCGAUUGGACCCCUGGUCUUCGUGCCGCAGCUCCUGAUGUCAGGCACCUUCAUCCCUGUGCAAGCAAUUCCGCACUUCCUGCGAUGGAUGCAGUAUAUCAGCUUCCUUCAGUACGCAGUCAAGCUGCUUGCCAUCGUCGAGUUCCGGAGGACGGACCCAAUGCUUCAGAGGGUCAUCUUCCGGACGAUGGAGGUGGACCCCGAGCUGACGAAGGUGUACAUCGGCACCCUGUUGCUGAUGCCGCGAGCUUUGGAGCGCCUUUCUGGGGUAGUGGCAGCUCUGACACGUCAGACCUGGGGCGUCGGAGGCUGCGCCCCUCUGAGGCUCUCAGGACGCAUGCGCGUCUCGCUCGCGACGCCAGUGAAGGCUGUUGCGCCAGCGGGCGCAAAUCGCUCCGUGUCACGUCCGAUCAAGGGCCCGCUCCUGCGAGUGGCGCGGGAGGUGACACGGGAACGCCUGGGCAGCGAGGAUGGCCACGGCGGCCACAGCUUUGGCCGCGUGCCUCUGGUGCAGGUGGGUCGAAGCACCGUGCUCGACGAGGUCAAGAGCCGGGUCACUGAAUCGACUCCACACCCUGCCUGGGUGGCAGUGCCCAUCACACAGUGCCCGGGUACCGGGAAGAGCCACUCAGUUUGUGCGUACCAGAGCAUCGGAGACAGGAAGACCCAGGAGGACCGAUACACAUUAGUGCCUUGCCUCGACCCGACGCUCGAGGUGCCAAAUUCAUUCUUCGGUGUUUUCGACGGCACCGUCGGCGAUUUCGCCUCCAAUGCUGUGAAGGACCUCGUUGUGCCAAAGUUGCUGGAGUCCCCUAGCUGGAAGGCAUUUCGGCAGGCCCAUGGUGGGCUGAAGCCGGCCGAAGAGGAACGUCUGCUGACAGAAGCCUUCCGGGAUAUGUACAGGUGGGCCGACGAGGCUUUGCUUGCCCAUUGUGCCCGACACACCCAGCACUAUGCGACGUGUACAUCCGUCACGGUGCUGGUUGUCGGAGACCUGCUGGUGGUCGGUCAUCUGGGAGACUCCAGAAUCAUCUUGGCCAAGGAGGAGGAGGAGGGGCGAGCUGGAGAGUUAUUAGGCGAGCAGCUGACCCUGGACCACAAGCCCGACCUGGAUGGCGAGCGCCGCCGGAUUGAGCAAUGUGGCGGCCUGGUGGUGCGGUUGCGGAAUCACGGCAACAAGCCCUUCAUCCGAGGGGGAGACUUCAUGAUGCGAAAGGGACUCGGGGAGCAGCCGAUGCAGCUGCAGUACUCCCGCGCAUUUGGUGCCAAAGAUUUGAAAGUCUUCGGCAUGAGCUGCAUGCCGGAUGUACGGGUGAUUCGCAUGGGGCACUCUCCCUACAAGUCCGUUCGCUCCCUCGUCCUGGCAUCGGAUGGGCUGUGGGACGUGAUCAGCACGCAGGAGGCCGUCCGCAUUUUCCAGGAGGCGGCAGCCAAGAACGAGCACCCAGCAGAAGCUUUGGUGACUUCGGCUUUGCGUGAACAGGUCCGGCUCGGGGGGCGCGCGGACAAUAUCACUGCAGUGACUGUCCAAUUCGAUCCACAUUGA